GAAUUUCUUUCACAAACACGAUGAUGAUCAAAGGCUCGUCUCUCCAUCGGAGCGAUGCUUCAGAUGCCAUGGCGAAAUCGGAGAAUUCCAAACUCAGUUCCUCCAGCCUACUGCCGUUCGCCCAGCCUUCCGCCAAAAUUCACCCAACCAACGAUGCCGAGUCCGAUCACAUCUCCUACUCCCUCGAGAAAUUCAGGCUCUAUGAGACCAAAGCGAGAUUUUACCUAAUUGGGAGCGAUCGGAACAAGAUAUUCUACCGGGUUUUGAAGAUCGACCGCAUGGAGCCUUCUGAUUUGAACAUCAGCGAAGACCCAGUUGUUUAUUCAUCUCAGGAAGUCAAGAGUUUGCUCCAGCGAAUUGCUGAAGGCAAUCGGGCCACCGGGGGACUUACAUUUGUGGCCAAGGGUUAUGGCAUUGCCGGAUGUAUUAAAUUUUUGGAGUCGUAUUACCUCAUUUUGGUGACAAAACGUCGGCAAAUCGGAUGUAUAUGUGGUCAUGCGAUUUACAGUAUAGAUGAGAGCCAGUUAAUUACAAUUCCGCAUGCCUCAAUUCAAACUGAUGUUGCGCAUUCCAAAACUGAACUGAGGUACAAGAAGCUUUUAUCGAGUGUAGAUUUGACAAAAGACUUUUUCUAUAGCUACACAUAUCCUAUAAUGCAAAGUUUGCAAAAAAAUGUGUUGUCUGUGGGUGAAGAAGGGAUGCCAUAUGAAAAUAUGUUUGUCUGGAAUGCUUUCCUGACACAAGCAAUUCGAUCAAGGUGCAAGAAUACUAUCUGGACAAUUGCUUUGGUUCAUGGGAAUUUUAAGCAGAUUCGGCUAUCAAUCUUUGGACGGGACUUCAGCGUUUCUUUGAUUUCUAGACGAUCUCGGCAUUUUGCAGGGACUCGUUAUCUGAAAAGGGGAGUUAAUGAUCGGGGAAGAGUUGCAAAUGAUGUUGAAACAGAACAAAUUGUCCUUGAUGAAGAAGCUGGGUCUUGCAAAGGAAAAAUGAGCUCUGUUGUGCAGAUGAGGGGUUCUAUCCCCCUCUUCUGGUCACAAGAAGCUUCAAGAUUCAGCCCUAAACCUGAUAUAAUCUUACAAAGAUAUGAUCCUACAUAUGAGGCAACCAGACUGCAUUUUGAAGAUCUUUCAAAGAGAUACGGAAACCCAAUUAUUGUUCUUAAUCUUAUCAAGACUGUUGAGAAAAGGCCUCGAGAAAUGAUGCUAAGGCGUGAGUUUGCUAGUGCUGUUGGGUAUCUUAACCAGAUUCUCUCAGAAGAUAAUCAUCUCAAAUUCAUCCACUGGGACUUCCACAAAUUUGCCAAGAGCAAGUCUGCCAAUGUUCUGGCAGUUUUGGGCGGUGUGGCAAGUGAAGCUCUUGAUUUGACUGGGUUUUAUUACAGCGGGAAACCUGUAGUAGGUAAAAGGCGAGCCACACAACUUAGUCGAACCAGCACUGCAAGGGAUGCUUCUCUUAGAGAUCUGAGACCUAGUUCAGGGGAUCUUGCUAGGAUUGGAAGUAGUAAUGAUACCUUGAGUUCUAUGUUGAAACAAGACAAAGAAUCUGAUUCUUCUCAACAAAUUACCAAAGAUGGUUAUGGUGGUGCAGCUCCAAGGUUUCAAAGUGGAGUUCUGCGCACCAACUGCAUUGAUUGCUUGGAUCGAACAAAUGUCGCACAAUAUGCUUAUGGCCUAGCAGCUUUAGGCCGCCAACUUCAUGCAAUGGGUUUGACAGACAAGCCCAAAGUGGAUGCAAAUAGUACCCUUGCUGAAGCUUUAAUGGAUAUGUAUCAGAGCAUGGGUGAUGCUCUUGCCCAGCAAUAUGGUGGUUCUGCUGCUCACAACACUGUGUUCCCAGAGAGGCAGGGAAAGUGGAAAGCUACAACACAAUCUAGCGAAUUUCUCAAGUCUAUUAAGAGAUACUACAGCAAUGCUUAUACUGAUGGUGAAAAGCAAGAUGCAAUCAAUUUAUUUUUAGGUUACUUUCAACCCCAGGAAGGGAAACCUACACUCUGGGAGCUGGAUUCUGAUUAUUAUCUACACGUUUCUGGGAUGGGAGAUGAUCUAAUCCCUGAUAGUCCACCAAUUGAUGAUAAUCCUGCAGGACCAAGAACUGCCCUUGCCCCUAUUCCGGCUUGCAGAGAUGACUUCUCACGAAUUAAGCUGACAUCAUUUGAUAAAUUAAUCGAGAGAACAUGCAGUAGGAUAAAGAAUGUAAGGCUUUACAGUGAACCGGAUCGAAAACCUGGGAAUGCUGGUGUGGCACCUGAUGCAGCUGAAAUUCAGCUCAAAAGCCCAAAUUGGCUCUUUGGCCAGAGGAAGUUCGAGGAAAGUAACUCUGGGCCAAAGGUGGCUACAGAAGAGGUUGCAAAUGGAAAAUCUCUAGAGAAGUCAGUUAAUGACUUUUAUGACCUCAACUGGCUUUCUACUACCGUUGAUACCAGUGAAGAGGAUGUCUUCCAGAGCAAAUGCGGGACCCUUGCUCAUUUGUCACUACAUCCGGGCGCUGAUGCAGCGGCCCUAGCUCACUUGACACUACACGCGGGCAGUGUAGCGUGUCGCUACGAAGGAUAUCUGGCAAUGACCUUAAUUGAUGAAGCCAAUGGUUGGUAUGGUGGUACCCUGCUUGGUGACCAAGAUGAGAAUAGUGAGAUAUAUAAGCACUAUGCUGAACUCUGUCAGGGCCCUGCAAUUGAACCAUUCGAACACGAUGCUGAAAAGGAGAAGUACUAUGCCGAUCUUCUUCUUAUGGGCAUGGUAGACAGCAUGGAUGAUGCAGCUGUAGAAGCAGAGAUGGAAUCGGCACUCGAUGAAUACAGACAAAUUGGCGCGGAUCUUGGGAUUGUCCCCAAGACGUGUAAAUUUUUGCCGGAGGAUCCGAGCCAAUUGACCAGAUGGAUCAUUGGAGAAGACAGGGUGCAAAUGCAAAAGGCUUGAGAAUAACUCCAUUUCUUCUAGCAGGCGACAUGUUUGGUAUUGGUUGUAAAUAAGAAUUUGAAUAUAUAUGGAUAUGGAUUUGUUUGUUCGUACCAUAAUAAGUGUAAUAUAAUAAUAAUAAUAAUACAGAUAAAAUACUUCAGUAUAAUGAUAUAAUAACUUGAGCCCU
This is a messenger RNA of Diospyros lotus (date-plum), 3084 nucleotides long. Its product is annotated as phosphatidylinositol-3-phosphatase SAC1. Gene Ontology annotation, molecular function: phosphatidylinositol-3,5-bisphosphate 5-phosphatase activity. Gene Ontology annotation, cellular component: intracellular membrane-bounded organelle. Gene Ontology annotation, biological process: phosphatidylinositol dephosphorylation. The transcript is spliced from 17 exons. The record is from RefSeq and is a predicted model, not a curated record. Bases 21 to 2915 code for a protein of 964 amino acids. NCBI's taxonomy places the organism in Eukaryota, Viridiplantae, Streptophyta, Magnoliopsida, Ericales, Ebenaceae.